Molecule: messenger RNA, 3110 nt
Organism: Mugil cephalus (flathead mullet)
Lineage: Eukaryota; Metazoa; Chordata; Actinopteri; Mugiliformes; Mugilidae
Gene: ercc4
Product: excision repair cross-complementation group 4
Exons: 10
Coding region: 137-2827 (896 amino acids)
Biological process (GO): resolution of meiotic recombination intermediates; nucleotide-excision repair involved in interstrand cross-link repair; double-strand break repair via homologous recombination
Cellular component (GO): nucleotide-excision repair factor 1 complex
Molecular function (GO): damaged DNA binding; single-stranded DNA binding; single-stranded DNA endonuclease activity
Source: RefSeq, a predicted model, not a curated record
CACAGAAGAACUGGGACGAGUUAGCGCGGCUGUGUCUGGUCCACAGUUACGGUCUUUAGUUUUGGUGGCCUUUGGCUGCCGAUAAGUGCUGGAUGUGACAGAGAACUUGUUGACUUUACUAUCGCGAGGCUCCGAAAUGGCGCGCCCGCUACUGGAGUUUGAGACAGAGAUGUUUCUCAGUCUCUUCGGCUGUGACGGUUUGCUGGUGGUGGCUGAGGGAAUGGGAAUAGACCGCAUCCUGCUGCAGUUUAUGCGGGUUUACUCGGAGCAGGGCAGCCUGGUCCUUCUGCUCAACACAACUGCACCUGAACAGGAGUAUUUCACAGAGCAGUUGCGUGUGGAGGGUGUGACCCACCUUCCCAGAACUGUGACCAGCGAUGUCCAGAGCACUGAGCGCUAUAAUGUUUACACUGAGGGAGGGGUGCUGUUUGUCACCAGCAGGAUCCUGGUGGUGGACUUCCUCACUGACCGCAUCCCUGCUCAUCUCAUAUCAGGUAUCCUGGUGUAUCGCGCCCAUAAAAUCAUCGAGUCGUGCCAGGAGGCCUUCAUCCUGCGUUUGUUCAGACAGAAGAACAAGACAGGCUUCAUUAAGGCUUUCACUGACAAGGCCACAGCUUUCUCCUCAGGAUUCUGCCAAGUGGAGCGCGUGAUGAGAAACCUUUUUGUCAAGAAGCUUUACCUGUGGCCCAGGUUUCAAGCAUCAGUGAACACAGCACUGGACAGGCACAAGCCAGACGUUGUGGAGCUUCAUGUGUCGUUGACGCCAGCUAUGAGGGCCAUCCAGAGCUCCAUCCUGGACAUCAUGAGCGCCUGCCUGAAGGAGCUGAAGCGCUACAACCCCACCCUAGAGGCUGAGGACCUGUCACUGGAAAACACGCUAGGAAAUGCUUUUGAAAAGACUAUCCGCCACUACUUGGACCCCCUGUGGCAUCAGUUGGGAGCAAAGACAAAGGCCCUGGUUCAGGACCUCAAGGUGCUGAGGGUCCUCCUGCUCUACCUCACCCAGUACGACUGUGUCACCUUCCUCAAUCUGCUUGAGUCACUGCGUUCCAGCCAGAAGAACUUUGGCUCCAAUUCAGGUUGGCUGUUCUUGGACUCCAGUACCUCCAUGUUUAUGAAUGCCAGGAGCAGAGUGUACCGCAUUCCUGAAAGCAAAAAGAAACUCAAAGUGGGAGCAGAAGCAGAGAAACAGAAGAUAUCCUCUGCUUCAGAGGUGAAGCGGGAGCUGGUGCUGGAGAAGAGCCCGAAGUGGGAGGCACUGACCGAGGUGCUGGAGGAGAUUGAGAAGGAGAACAAGAGCACUCAACAUGAACCAGGCCGCGUGUUGAUUUGUGCCAGCGACGACCGGACAUGUGCCCAGCUGCAGCAGUACAUCCGGCACGGCUCCGACCGGCUGCUCAACCGGCUGUACGCCCGCACGAUCGGCAAACGGGACGCUUCGGCUGCUGCCGCCUUUGAGCUGGACUCGAACAAAAAGGGAAAAGACUGGGUCAAGAGAGGAGCCAAGGGAAAGGAACCCGCUCAGAAAAAAAAGGCCGCAAAGGGCAAAAGCCGGCCAUCGCUCACCCUGACGCAGAUGGUGGGGAAAGAGGAGACGGGUGAAGCGGCCGUGACGGGCAGCGGAGACGAGGACGAGCUGGCGGAGGACGACGACGGAGAAGAGGAACAGCUCAGUUUAGAUUUGUCAUCAGAUGACUAUUAUGGAGUCCUGAAGGAGCCGCUGACCGUCAUCCACCCGCUUAAAGGCUGCACUGACCCCCACAGCCUGACCAGGGUGCUGCACGAGGUGGAGCCCAGCUUUGUGGUGCUGUAUGAUGCCGAGCUGAGUUUUGUCCGCCAGCUCGAGAUCUACAAAGCUAACCGGCCUGGAAAGGCGCUCAGGGUGUAUUUCCUCAUCUAUGGAGGCUCCACCGAAGAACAGAAGUACCUCACUGGACUGUCUAAAGAAAAGAAAGCGUUUGAACAUCUCAUCAGGGAAAAGGCUACUAUGGUCAUCCCAGAGGAGAGGGAGGGGCGAGAGGACACCAACCUCGACCUCGCUAGAAAUUUAGAACCUGCAAAUGCCACCACCAACAGCCGCAAAGCAGGAGGUCAAGAUCAGCCCAAAGAGCCCUCGCGAGUCAUCGUGGACAUGCGUGAGUUCCGCAGUGAGUUGCCUUCCUUGCUCCACCGCCGCGGGCUGGACAUCGAGCCCGUCACCCUCGAAGUCGGCGACUACAUCCUGACCCCGGAAACGUGCGUCGAGCGCAAGAGCGUCAGCGACCUGAUCGGCUCGUUGCAGAGCGGCCGCCUCUACACGCAGUGCCUCUCCAUGACCCGCUACUACAGGAAACCGGUGCUGCUCAUCGAGUUUGACCCAGCCAAACCGUUUUCCUUAACGGCCCGGUCAGAUUUCCGUCACGAGAUUUCCUCAAACGACGUCUCCUCGAAGCUCACCUUGCUCACGUUGCACUUCCCGCGGCUUCGUAUACUGUGGUGCCCCUCCCCGCACGCCACGGCCGAGCUCUUCCUGGAGCUGAAGCAGGGCCGGCUCGAGCCCGAUGCUGCAGCAGCUCAGGCGGUCACGGCUGAGUCGGACACAGUGGCUGAAUCUGCAGACCUCUACAACCCAGGACCCUAUGACUUCCUGUUGAAAAUGCCCGGGGUCAAUACGAAAAACUACAGGGCUCUUAUAAAAAACGCAGACAGCAUCGCAGACCUCGUCAAACUGAGUCAGGACAAGCUCGCAGAAAUACUCGGGAAUAGUAACAAUGCCAAGGUGCUGUACGAGUUUCUGCACAACGUUGCUGAUGUUCCAGCUCCUGUACAGAAAACCAAACCGACAUGAUGGACGGUAAAGCAGGACUUCUGACGCACCUAUGCAGAUGUAUUUUCAGUGCCAACAGGAAACGAGAUGUAGACUGAUCUGGCACCUUGUUUUUGUACAGAAUGAGAGAAGGGAAAUGAGUGUGAUAUUUAUGUGUAGAAUGAACUAAAACAAUGAAGGUAUUUAUGUUGUGUGUAAUAUUUCAAGCUUGUAUUGUUUGUUUUAAAUAAUAUUUUUAUAUUUUGGAUUUUUUUUAAAUGAACAGUGUCAAAUAAAGCGUCCCCGGACAAAUGUUUGUAAAGCA